Messenger RNA from Hypanus sabinus (Atlantic stingray), 438 nucleotides. RefSeq names its product family with sequence similarity 72 member A (gene fam72a). Bases 1 to 438 code for a protein of 145 amino acids. The transcript is spliced from 4 exons. NCBI's taxonomy places the organism in Eukaryota, Metazoa, Chordata, Chondrichthyes, Myliobatiformes, Dasyatidae. The record is from RefSeq and is a predicted model, not a curated record. Gene Ontology annotation, cellular component: cytosol.
AUGUCAACACUGCCUUUUAAAAACAAGCUUGUUACUUUGCUGUGUUGCAAAUUCUGUGACAAUAUAUUGUGUGCUCGAGGCAUGAGGGCAGUCCUGCUCUCAGACACAGACGUAGAACUGUACUCGACUGAUAUUCCCCCCACAAGGGCCGUGGACUUCGUUGGAAAUUGCUACUCCACAGAAAGCUGCAAGUGUAAAAUAAAGGAUAUUGCAUGUUUAAAAUGUGGCAAUGCUGUAGGCUACCAUGUGGUUGUCCCAUGCAAACCCUGUUUGCUUUCCUGUAACAAUGGGCAUUUCUGGAUGUUUCACAGCCAGGUGAUCUACGCUGUUAAUAGACUGGAUUCCUCUGGUGUUGAUUUUCUUCUAUGGGGGAACUUGCCAGAUACAGAGGAUGAAGAGAAUGAAUCUGAUCUAUUUGAAGAGGAAUGUAUCAGAUAA